AUGCCUGCGUCCGAACACCAUACCACCAGCACGGUGAGCAAAACUGCAGGUCCAACACCUCAUGAUAUGGAGGGGCCGAAAUUGAGCUUUGAUGCUAGAGUCAACUCGGUCUUCCAACCUGAUCAUCCGGAGCUGAUGCACUUGGAACUUCGAGUACAGCACAAGGUGUUGCAAGCGGUGAUUCGUGGCAGUGCCGUUGGAAAGGCAACCUGGGACAUAGCCCAAAAGGUGACUGCCGAGUCCAUCGUGAGGGUCACAGGCCACGUCCUUCAAUCGACCAGUGAUAGUAGUGAAGUCAAUGGCAAUACGAUCGAUACAACCAUUCAUGUGUCGGACCUGGAUGUCAUCGCCUGGGCAUCUCCAAACCUGCCCUUAUCCUCAUGCCACAGAAAGACAAUGUUGUCCCACGUUGGCAUUGAGGAACGACUCACUAAUCGAAUCCUCGAUGUGCGCUUCGCCGCGUCGGGAGCACUCUUCAAGCUCCAUUCAGGUAUGUGCCAACUGGUUGUCGAGUUUCUUUGCUCCCAAGGGUUCCAUUGGAUCCAUACCCCGCGCAUUAUAACUGCUACUGUCCCGGGCGACAACGAGUACUUUCAUCUGCCAUAUUUUGGCAAGGAUGCAUGGCUGGCCCAGAGCUCGCAGCACCACAAGCAGAUGGCUCUUUCUAUGGACAUGCAGCGAGUGUUUGAAAUUGGACCAGUCUUCCGGGCCGAAGUCAAGUCCAGCACAUCUAUGCGGCAUCUGACCGAGUUCACCGUCCUGGAUAUUGCCAUGGCUUUCGAGGACGACUACCAGGAGGUGGUCGACUUGAUUGAAUCCAUGCUGCUAUUCGUUUUCAAGGAACUUCAGGGACGCAAACAGUACAGGCAGCUUAUCGCGCUGGUUGAAGAAAUGUAUCCUGGGGUCCAACCGUUCCGAGUGGGCUUGGAUGAGCAUGGCAAGGUCCCGCGCAUCACCUUUUUGGAGGCCAAGCGCAUCCUGCGGGAGGAGAUUGGCCUCGACUCAGAUGACAGCAAGAACUUUACCGUCCAAGAAGAAGCGGCUCUUGGCCGACACUUCCGCGAGUUUCAUCCUACCAGUACAGACGUCUUCACCAUCACUCAGUACCCGGCAUCUCUGCGCCAGUUUAACUCACAAGCCCACCCUGACGCUCCAGGGUUUUCCAAUACAUGGGACAUCAUCGUCGGUGGACGGGAGAUCUGUUCGGGGAGUCAGCGCAUCCACUCGUACCAGGAGCUGUGCGAAGCCAUGAGGGCGGGGGUGUGUGGCCCGCCGCUGGAUCCCGAGGCCGAACAAUGGCAGCCCUACCUGGCUGCAUUCAAGGCUGGCAUGCCCCCACACGGCGGCUGCGGACUGGGGCUUAAUAGGCUGCUACAGAGUUUCCUCGGGCUGGAUGAUGUGCGUGAGACUACGUUGUUUCCGAGAGAUGUAAAUAGGUUGAGGCCUUAG
This is a messenger RNA of Aspergillus caelatus, 1449 nucleotides long. RefSeq names its product putative aspartate-tRNA ligase. Gene Ontology annotation, biological process: aspartyl-tRNA aminoacylation. The transcript is spliced from 4 exons. The record is from RefSeq and is a predicted model, not a curated record. Gene Ontology annotation, molecular function: RNA binding; ATP binding; aspartate-tRNA ligase activity. Gene Ontology annotation, cellular component: aminoacyl-tRNA synthetase multienzyme complex; cytosol; cytoplasm. NCBI's taxonomy places the organism in Eukaryota, Fungi, Ascomycota, Eurotiomycetes, Eurotiales, Aspergillaceae. Bases 1 to 1449 code for a protein of 482 amino acids.